Messenger RNA from Stegostoma tigrinum, 3662 nucleotides. RefSeq names its product dynein axonemal intermediate chain 7 (gene dnai7). Gene Ontology annotation, cellular component: axoneme. The record is from RefSeq and is a predicted model, not a curated record. NCBI's taxonomy places the organism in Eukaryota, Metazoa, Chordata, Chondrichthyes, Orectolobiformes, Stegostomatidae. Bases 130 to 2409 code for a protein of 759 amino acids. The transcript is spliced from 16 exons. Gene Ontology annotation, molecular function: microtubule binding; beta-tubulin binding.
UCUCCCAGCAACGGAGCCGUGGUAAACAAGCUUGUCCCUAGCAACGCGGCCGGGCCUUCGACCUGUCUGCGGUUAUAUCGGGCAACUUUGUGUUUUUAUUGUGAACAGCUCCUCGAACAAGAAGCCAAGAUGCCGCCAAAGCAAAGAAAGAAACAAAUGUCGUCCAUUAUGAGCUCAGCUAAGGGACAAAGACUUACCAGAUCUGAAGAAAAAGUCCUCAGACAAGAGGAGGAGAGAAGACGCUUGGAAGAGGAGGAGCUAAGGCUGGCAGCUGAACGUGCAGAACAAGAGAGACUUGAGAAACUGAGACUUGAAGAAGAAGAAAGGGCAAGAAUUGCAGCAGCGGAUAAAGCACGUAAAGAACUUGAACUACCCGAACUUUACCAGAUUUUGGAAAGAAAACAUCAUACUGUUCAGAAGGUGCACAAAAGCCGGAGAGAAAUGAAGAAGUGGCAACGUUACAUGCGCUGCGAUGGGACCCCGGAUCCAACAAUACCUCAGGAGAUUAAUACUUUCAUAAACCUUUCAAAAGAGAAUCCAAAUGUAGAUGUAAAAAGUUUGCUUGAAGGAGGUAGAAUAAUAUUACAGCUUUUGGAUGAAUUGGAAAUGGUAUUAACUGACACUCCACUUGAUGAGUUGUUGGAGGGAAUUUCGAACCAGUAUCAGCAGACCAUUUGGGAUCUUCAGGAACUUCUCUCCGACAUUAAUGAUAAAGCAACUGAUAUCCUUCUAAAGAAAGCAAUUGAUCUUGUUGACAUUGAGACUGGAAAUAUGCAAGAAGUAGUUACUGAUGAGAACGUCACUCUCUGCUUGUGGGCAAACUUCAACAAAAAUCCCAGGUUUAAAGGUUAUGCAUUUGUCAAGCAUCACAUGGAAUUUGAACUCCCUAAACCAUUGGCCAUGAGUGAUAUUGCUGUACGGAUUUUACAUACACAUUAUGAUCACAUAUCCUGCCACAGUCCUGCGUUUAAUGCUCAUCAGAGAGCUUUUAAAACUAAGCCAGCUGCAGUUGAAAUUAGGCAGGAUAUACAUGAGGAUAUGGAGGCACUAGGAGAGAUAGAGGAAUACCAAACUAUUGAAGACCAAAACAUACCUGAAGAACAAAAAUCUCAUGAAGAACAAAACAUUCCUGAAGAGGAACAAGCUCUCGAAAAGAAGCUAUCAGCUGAUGAAGAAACAAAACGAACGGGAUCAAAGAGUGCAAUAAGUGCCAGUUCCAAGGAGGAAACAGAAUUGAGAAGCAGAUCACCAAGCGUAGAACGAAUUGCCGACGAUAUUGAUGCAAAGUUACCAAAUACAGAACUCAUUUAUGAUGAAAAGACAUCAUUUGAGGCAAUCGAUACGAGCAUUGUUGACUUUAAUCAGUACACACCACUGGGAGGAGUAUAUUAUUUUGACGUACUGAAGUUGCCACCUCAGCCCAAGUUUGUUAAAGGGUGGAGAAUUGUCCAGCUGAAAGAUACAGGAUUGGAAUCUGCUCCCUAUCCACCAGAGUCAACCAAGGAAGACAGUCCCACCCCAGAUGAAAAGGAAGGUGAAAACCGUCAUGCACUGCCUGCAGGAAUCACACUCAAACUCCCUUCAAAAGCAUUGUUCUUUGAACAGCCUAAGCCUGCUCGAUGGAAUCAACGAGAAAAACACUGGAGGACGGAUGGCAUUCACAGCAUCACAUUUGAGCCAGGGGAACAGAUAUUGUCCUUUAAAAUGGACACAUUCAAUAUUUUCACUCUGAUACAGAGAUAUCAUGUCAAUAUGCCUUUCCAAUCCUGGGUACUUAAACCUGGGGCAGAAAAUGAAGCUAUUUUAACUGUUGUUGCUGCUUUUACCAAAGUGGAAAUUAGAAUGAAGGACCUGUGCCAACUAUGUCCUGUCCCAGUGGAAGACAAUCUCUCUCACUUAAGAGGGAAGUGGAUGACUGCUUCAACUCUAAUCAUUUCAAUGAUAAAUGCGGGAUUGAACAUUUUUCCUGGAGCUCAUUCUGAGAAAUAUGUUAAGACAAUUGAAAAGAACAAGGAGAUGGCUCAGAACACAUACGUGCAGAUGGCCCUGGUGAGUUCUGCAAUAGCUUUUAGAUCCAGUAAAUGGAACAUACACUCUGAACCUGAAGAAAUAUUGCUUCAGGCUUGUGAAAGUUUAUCUGGCGAGAUGAUAUCAGAGGAUGACUGGUCUCUGUACAUGUUACACCCAGAGAGGUGUCACAAAUUGAAGAUGAAGGAAUCAAAUGAACAGUUGUCAAAUGAAAUAGCUGAAAAUACUGAUUUUUACUCUAACUUGUACCACAUGAUGAGGGGCUUAGCCAGUGAUGUCGCAAAGGAGAGGAUUCUAAAUGCUGACCAUCUCUUUGUUGGUUCUGUGCAAGAAAUUCUAGAGGCCACGAAGGUGGUCACACACACAGUGCAGGUUAACUGAAGACUUUAUUGAGUAUGAUUUACACAAGUACAUCUAAACUUAUUAACUUCAUAGACAUGUUAAUCUUGCUGCUUUUUACAUUAAUAUUUAUCCAUUUAAAAACGAUGAUUGGGAACUUGACAUAAAGAACAGCCAAAAUAUUUUACCUGUUUUAGUGACCAAAUUUGUCUUUAAUAGGCAAAAAAUUAGAGUUGAACAGCUAUUGUAAAAUCACCUACUGUAUCAUAAAAAAUUUUUCAAACGUAGAGACAAUCCAGAAAAGUGUUUUGACCACUAUUUAAUGUUUUCCUGUGUACCAUAAUUUGUCAAAGCUAAAAUCUUAAACAACGUACUUUAGUUUUAAAAUAAUCCCAUUCCGUUUUGAGCCACUCAGCUGAAAAUCAAGAAGAGUCUGAGAGUUGCAAUGCAGAGCCCACUUGGCUGGGAAAUGGAACUGCAAGUUAUACAGGGGGCUGCCCAUUGUGUCGAAGUUCUGUGUAAGGCCAUAGAAACUGCUGUAUCGCUUUCCAGGAGUCCCCAGAGACCACGGAGGCAGCAUCAACAGAUGUGUGGAAUGUCCAGCCAAUGAGAAAGCUGCCCAAAAUGCUUAGUGAGAAAAAAAGUAUAAUAGGCAGCCAAGGCAAUCGGUCACCUUUGGAAAACGUAUCCCACAAUUCCACAAGAUGCCGCGAUAUCCCUCUAUAACUGAAACAGAAUAAACAGAUUGAAAGGUCAAACCAUACAUCAUACACACUGAACUUUCUCUAAGACUCAAAGCAAAACCCAAUGGAGGGAAGAUUUUUAAACUGCUAGGAAAUAUACUGACUUGAAAAUAGUCAUCACUAAGAUAGAAAAAAUUUUGAGCAUUAAGUGGAUCAAGGCAUUUAAUCAUAAGCAUGGGGUCAAGUGAGUGGACAGCGUUGAGCCAUCAUUUAUCAAAGAACAGAGCAGACUCAUUGCACUGUAUGGUCUUUUCUUGUUCCAUUUCAUAUGUUCGCAUAUGCGAACCUCAUGCCAAAAACAAGAAUAACGUUAAUGCUUAAUUUCACAGGAGUUCCUGGUUUCGAUGAGUGGACCUAAUCCAUAACAUUUAUCUCCAUCACCUCACUUCUACCAAAAGAUCCAUUGCAUUUUUCCAACAUUUUUAGAGCAUUUUUAAAAAGCUUUACUCAACUACACCAACAGGAAAGUGGAGAAAACAAAGAAAGAUGAGGUUAGGGAGGAACGUGGUGAAAAAUGAAUGGCUAUGUACAAACACUGUCAAAAUGAAUAAA